Anisakis simplex (herring worm) is the source of this 255-nucleotide messenger RNA. The record is from the annotation of a GenBank genome assembly. Lineage: Eukaryota; Metazoa; Nematoda; Chromadorea; Rhabditida; Anisakidae.
UCGAUCACUCAUACAAUUGAGCGUAAGGAGGAAGUUUGUGAUCCGUCGAAAGUGAAACCCUGUAAAGGUUACGGUGAAGUAUGCUUAACGGAUAGGAAUGGUCGUUCGCGAUGCAUUUGUGCAAAUAAUGGAACUCGUGUUGAUGGCGUCUGCUUGGGUGAGGAGAUUUUUGGACUCUCGUUUUUGAUUGUUUUUUUUUCUUCACCUCCAAUAGUUCAACUGGUAUUUCAUCGAGAAUUGGUCCCGUUCAGUUGA